CUUGUUUACGCAGCCAGCUCGAGUGACUUGUUUUUCCCCUCAGGCUCCACUGCUUUAUGGCUGUCCGACCGAAGUCCGAGCUUUCACGCAGGGCACUGAGACACAAGUAGACUUGGAAAAACUCCGCCAAGACGCCAGGAUUUUACAGAGGUUGACUCGUGGAAGAAGCGGUGAAUGUUUUUGGAAGUUGUAGCGGAAAGGGAGGUGCCGUGGAGAUCACGAUCGGCGGAGGAAGAAUCGAGAGGCCAGGAGAGUGCGUGAGCGUGAGUGAUGGGCACGUCGGUGUUGUUGACCACUUCCUCAUGGACGUUCGUCAUCCAGCGCCGAAAGUCCUGUUCACACGUCUCCUACCAAGUCUUUAUUGAAUGAUACUCGAUUUUCAGCCAUCUUGAGGACUUUUCCGACUUAAUUGAGUGUUGUGAAAAGGAUUUGCGGGGAGAUAGCAGACCCGCGGACUUUGGAACUGCAAAAAUGCGGGUGGUGGACAAAAUGGCCGGACUCAUGUGGGCAGCACUCACGCUGGUCAUCGGUCUCGGCCUCCUUGUACCCAGUAACGGGGAAGAAUACAUCUGUGAUAGUAUGGAUAUCAGGAACCGAGUGACCAAUCUCAGACAACUGGAAAACUGUACUGUCAUCGAAGGCUACCUACAGAUCCUGCUCAUCGACUUUGCGGAAGAGCAGGACUACCGAGGACUGUCGUUCCCCAACCUGGUAGAAAUCACGGACUACUUCCUCCUCUACCGAGUCAGAGGCUUGACGAACCUCUCGGAACUCUUCCCGAACCUUGCCGUUAUCCGCGGGACCAACCUCUUCUUCAAUUACGCGCUGGUGGUUUUCGAGAUGUUGGAUAUGCAGAAGAUCGGCUUGUACAGCCUGCAAAACAUCACACGUGGUUCAGUUCGAAUCGAGAAGAAUCCCAACCUCUGCUACCUGGAUACCAUUGAUUGGUCGUUCAUCGCCGAAUCAGGAUACAGAAACAAUUUCAUCGUGGAUAAUCGUGAUGAGGAAGAGUGUGGCUACUGCCCAAAGAGAUGUCGUAACGAAAACCCGGUGGUACUGCAGGAUCUUUGUUGGGCAGAGGAACAUUGCCAGAAAGUUUGUCCAGAAAGCUGCCUUGGGAAUUGUCUGGAUGGAUCCUCCGGCUGUUGUCAUGAAAACUGUAUUGGUGGGUGCGAUGGUCCGACUGAAAGAGACUGUGUGGCCUGCAAGUACUUCGUCCAUAAUGGGGAAUGUCUCAUACAAUGUCCACCAGAUACAUAUCAGUAUAAAGACCGACGGUGUAUCACGGAGGACGAGUGUCCAAACACCACCAAUGCGGUGUGGAAGUUGCACCAUCGGAAGUGUAUCCCAGAAUGCCCCAGUGGGUACACCACGGACGUUAACAACCCACGAUUGUGUACGGAGUGUGAGGGACAAUGUCCCAAAUCAUGUAAAGGUGGGCUGGUGGACUCCCUGGCAGCGGCUCAGAGGUUCCGUGGAUGUACCAUCAUUGAGGAGGAACUGAAGAUAAGCAUCCGUGGAGGAGACAACAUCAUCACUGAGCUGGAGGAAAACCUGGGUCUGAUUGAGGAGGUCGGACACUACGUUGCCAUCGUGCGCUCGUACGCUCUGGUAACGCUGGACUUCCUACGCAGUCUGAAGAGAAUCCGAGGGAUACAGAAGGAGAAUGGUUAUGCUUUCUACGUGUUGGAUAAUCGGAACCUGGAGAAGUUGUUUGAGUGGGAUCGGACAGACUUGACGAUCGAUGAAGGGAAGCUGUUCUUCCACUUCAACCCAAAACUGUGCCGGCAUGUCAUCCUCACAAUGGUGGAGAAAGUGGGACUUCCCCCAGAUACUAUAACCGACACUGACAUCUCCACAUUGACCAAUGGGGACCAGGCACAAUGCUCCUUCAGCAGACUUGAGAUCGAGGAAAUCAACACCAGAAAGGACAUGAUCAUUCUGAGGUGGAGCGAGUUCACACCACCUGACCCUCGAGAUUUACUCAGCUACACGGUGUCUUACAGAGAGACAGAGGAGCAGGGUAUAGAUGAGUAUGACGGUCAGGAUGCUUGUGGUAACACCGAAUGGAAAGAGUUUGACGUGUCUCCUGAUCAGAGGGCACAUAUCAUCACAGGGCUCAAGCCCUGGACACAGUACGCUCUUCUUGUGAAGACUUACACCAAAGCUGGUGCACGAGAAGGCUCUGGGGCCAAGAGCGACAUUGUGUAUGCCCGCACAGAUGCUGACAAACCAACCCACCCACAGGAUGUUGUUGUGUAUUCCAACUCCUCCAACACCCUGAUCAUCACCUGGAAACCUCCCAACAGACCCAACGGUAACGUCACCCAUUACAUCGUCAGGUACAAGCGACAGCUCGAAGAAGAGGAUUCCAUGGAGCACAGGGAGUACUGCAUCGGAGGCUUAAAGCCUCACAGGCCGACUCAAGGGUUGGAGGACAUUGUCAACAAUGAAGAGGAGCCCAACAACGGUACUAUAGGGGACGGAACCUGCUGCGAGUGUCCAAAGAGUGAAGACGAGAUUCGCAUUGAGGAAGAAGAAGCGGCCUUCCAGCAGGAGUUUGAAAACUUCCUGCACAACAACGUGUAUCACAAACGGGAAAAUGAGACCAGAGCCGGUCGUCGCCGUCGGGAGCUGCCUGUAACAGCCAGGCCGUUCUACAGCAACCAAACAGUCAACGUAACUCUGCCGUCCACCAACACGACAGCACCACCCACACCAACCCCCAAUCCCAACCCUCAACUGGAAACCACGGUGUGGAACGAGCACAUGGUGGUUCUGACGGGGUUGAGGCAUUUCUCAGAGUAUAUCAUUGAGGUGAUCGCCUGCAAUGCCGACGUCAUUAAUGUGGGCUGCAGUGGCUCUGCAGUGGAACUAGCCAGAACACAGGCUGAUGAUUCUGCGGACAAUAUUCCUGGCAACAUCACAGUGGAUGUUGGUGUCGAUGUGGAGACAAAGGUCAAAAUGGCUAAGUUGUACUGGCCCAAGCCGUACCAGCCCAACAGUAUGGUGGUCCUCUACAACGUCGAAUAUAAAAAGCUUGGAGCUGAUGGCAACUACGAACAACCACAACAGAAGUGUGUGGAAAGCUACAAGUUAAUGGAGCAGCAAGGAUACACCAUCAGUAAUCUUGUUGCUGGAAACUACUCCGUCAGGGUUCAGGCCACUUCCUUUGCAGGAAAUGGCUCCUGGUCCAAUUAUGUCACAUUCUAUGUGGAAGAGGAAGGAAAUAAAGACCCCCAGCAGCAGGUGCCUGUGUCGCUGAUGAUCGGCAUGGGUGUCGGCUUCAGUCUCCUGGUCCUCUUGGCUGUCGUUUUUGCCUUCUGGUACUGCACUAAAAAGAGAUUUGGUGACAAACAGAUGCCCAAUGUAGUACUGUAUGCUUCUGUCAACCCUGAAUACAUGAGCUCUGCAGAUGUGUAUGUCCCUGACGAGUGGGAAGUUCCUCGUGAGAAGAUCACGCUCAUUCGUGAGCUGGGUCAGGGGUCGUUCGGCAUGGUGUACGAGGGCGAGGCCAAGGACCUCGUGAAGGAUGAGCCAAUGGUCAGUGUUGCUGUGAAAACGGUCAACGAGUCUGCCUCCAUCCGAGAGAGAAUUGAGUUCCUGAACGAGGCUUCAGUGAUGAAAACGUUCAACUGUCACCAUGUUGUGAAGCUGAUGGGAGUAGUGUCCAAGGGGCAGCCUACCCUGGUGGUCAUGGAGCUCAUGGCCCUGGGGGACCUGAAGAACUACCUGAGGAGGCACCGCCCAGAAGAGGACGCCGGCCUGUCGGACAGCCCUGCAUCAAACGAGGCCAAGAACAGCCCCUUUGCUGAAAACGAUAAUGACCCACCACCCACUUUCAAGGACAUCAUUCAGAUGGCUGGCGAGAUCGCUGACGGCAUGUCGUACCUGGCUGCCAAGAAGUUUGUGCACCGCGAUUUGGCCUGCCGCAACUGCAUGGUGGCACAGGACCGAACUGUCAAGAUUGGAGACUUCGGCAUGACCAGGGAUAUCUAUGAGACGGAUUACUACAGAAAGGGCGGAAAAGGACUGCUCCCUGUGAGAUGGAUGUCGCCAGAGUCUCUCAAAGACGGGGUUUUCACCAGCCAGUCUGAUGUCUGGUCCUAUGGUGUGGUGUUGUGGGAAAUGGCGACCCUUGCCUCUCAGCCGUACCAAGGCAAGUCCAAUGAAGAGGUUCUGAAGUUUGUUAUCGACGGUGGAAUGCUGGAGAAGCCAGAGGGAUGCCCCAACAAACUGUACGACCUGAUGAAGCUGUGCUGGCAGUACCGUCAGAGCAUGCGCCCCACAUUCCUGGAGAUCGUUGAGAUCUUGUCCCCCGAGCUUCAGGCCCACUUCGCCGAGGUGUCGUUCUACCACAGCCUGGACAACCACGGCCGCGAGCCGCUGGAAAUGGACGACGUGGCGCUGGACUCUGGGGCAGACACAGAGACAGAGAUGUACCCCAGUGGAAGCGAGUUCUCCUCCACCCCCUCACCCCCCAGUGAGACCCCCUACUCCCACAUGAAUGGAUCUCACCCACAGAAUGGAUCCAUGAACCUCAGAAUACCCAAAUCCACCCUCUGCUAAGCAGACAUUCACUUAUCCCUGCUGUAUCCACAAUGCAAUUCAGGAGAAUUAUACAGAUGUAUUGUGUAUAUAUAUAUUUGAAGAGAGUAAUAUAAUUUUGAGGCAGCAAGCUAUUUUUUAGUACAAGCUGUGUAAAAUCUAUUCAGUAGCAACGGAACAAAUCAAGCAAUCCUGAAAUGCCAAGAGAACAUGUACUUACAAAUCCAAUGCCAGGAGUCCCGAUUACUACUUUACCUCAAUGUUAGUCACACUGCCUUUGCAAUUUCUGCCACCCGUCCUGACCAGUAGCACCAUUGACACAGUUGUUACAGUGUAACAAAACAAAAUCACCCUGCCAUGUAUCUACCUCAAUGUGCUACGUGCAAUGUAACCAGAGCCAACAAAGCUUUCUAAGAUGCUUCCCAGCAAUCACCUACAGUUAUACCUGACAAGCAUGACCGAUGACAUACAUGUACACUGUGGAAAUAGCACUUGUUCUUGGCAGGGAUUGACUUAUUUGAAAAAAGAAAAAAAAAAAAAAAGAGGAAACAAAAAGUACUAAUUGCAGGCUCUUACAUACCUGCUCUGCAUUUCUUAUUGGCAGCUAUUUUUUGGCCAAAGGUUGUGUACAACCAAAGCUUGCGUACAACCAAAGCUUGCAUGCAAAUAGACAGUGAUACCAUAGAAGUCAUUUGCCAUUUCUUACUCAUUCUUAAAGACUUGAGGCUGUUCUAGUAGUGUUGUCUGAUUGGUCCCUUCAAUAGAAUGAUGUCUAUAGACAACCAAGCCAGCAUGGAGGUAGUUUUUUAAGUUGUGCCAAAUUACCCAUGGUUCCUUGCUACAGACUCAUGUCUUCAGAAUGUUUCUAACUGCUUGGCAUUUUGAGAGAUAUUAUCAGUGUAUGUUAUUUUAUUUCUUUUUUCUUUUCUUUUUAGUCAUGACACCUCGGUGCCACUGGGGCAUAUUAUAGUUUUUCUGGCACCCUGGUAGAUGUUUUAUUGAGUCCAAACAAAUAAGCAAGCAGCUUCCAAUACAAAUGGUCAGAUUCAUAGCAAAACGGAAAAAAAUGCUUUCUUUGUGGAGGGUCCGUAUGGGGAGUUUGGAGUAUUCUGACGUCCAGGAGUUUUGAGACGUAAAUGUGGGGAAGAUGUGAGUACACGUGGGAUGGAGCGCUGGCCGCACGCAGCCACGAUGUUAAGAUGUAAAAGUUUCUCAUAUGGAGUGUGGCUGCCGUGUGACAGCCGGCUCGUCAGAUGUAUGUUUCCAUUGUACUGAUUUCAUGUGACGUUUGAUGAAGUUGGGAGAUUAUUUUUUCUUCUGUAUAUAAAUGUGAGAAUAAGUCAGAGCCUAAUGAAGGAUUAUUUUCAUAAUCUGUUAGUUUUGAGUUUUCUAUUUAAUCCAGAUGCACGAAAGGCUGUAGACAGUUGUACUAACUCCAGAAAAACUCAAUGUUGGAAGAAGUCCAACACCUAUAUAAUUAAAGAAGUAUGUUUCAGAAGAAAUUGUAGUGUAAAUAAUGUGUGCAAAAUAAAGCUCUCUUUCUGAAAUAUUUGUUGCUCUAUGGAUUAGAGAUGUUGAACACAGUAGGUACAACUCCUAUGUACUUAUUAUAGACAUGUGCUACCUCUGGUAAUGAAGGCCUUUGUAAACCUCAGUGUAAAUUAUAUGAUCAAACAUGACGCAAUGACAGAGCCUGUGUAAUCAAAUGGCAUCUUCACGUAAUAUUUAUUUUUAAUAUUAUGAAACCUUUGACAGAGAACAGAUGUUAGCGAUGAUCAGAUGCAAAUUGUAUAAUAUCUACUGUACAAAGUUUUCAAAUUCUCAAAUCUUAGUUGCAGAGGUAGCAACAAGAUCUGUCUUCUUGCUCUAUAGUACUUCUUGUUGCAGCCAAUUUCAAGCCAUAAGCUUUGCACCUCUUUGUGUCUGCAAGUGUACCCACAAUGCUGUGCCAAAUACAAUGCAUGAUGGGAAGUGAUUUUGUGGUACAGUGGAUUGUGCCAUCUACCCCUGUGGGGGUAGGACAUCAGGAGGCUGACAUGUACCAAUUCUGGUCAAAUAUGCUUAUACCUUGCAGUGCCUAGUUCUGUUGUAGAAAACAAUGUUGUGUGAAGUCUGUAAUAUAGGAAAUAUCGCCAGGGCUUGGUUGGCCACUACUUGUAUCCUAACUACUUUUCUAAUGGCUUAAGUACUAGAUUUCUAGAAUGGCUUAAUUCUAGCAGGGAAACGAAGACAGAAAGGUAGUUCCUUGUAGAUACACAAAUAAGAUGUAGAUGUGUCUGAGAUACACUAAUUGUUGUACCUCUGUUCCUGGAAAAACAUGAUUAUCAUUAUGUACUAGUAGAUUCAGAAAAUCGUAUGGCAUCCGGAAGCUUGUGUAAGGUUUAUUUCCUUUUGUGUCCAGAAGCAUGUAAAUAGAAGACAAUGAACUUAAAGACCAGGUUAUUUUAAACAUGGAAAAAGAAUUGAUGUCAGAUGAAAUUGAUAGGAUAAAUGCUAGUGGCCAAUCACUGGUGACACAGUCCAUUUUAAGUUCUUGUACAUCUGUACUGACUCAGCACCAAAUAAGGAUUGCUAUCUCUGUAUAUUGUGAUUGGUCUUACACAUACAACCUAGAGGUAAGUUGUAUAUGGCACUGCAGACAAAAUGUAUAUUUGAUAAAUAAGUUUUGAUUUUCCUGACUUCCAAGUUCUCUGCCUUUCCAAUAUUGCAACAAAAUUCUGCAAAUAAAGUUUUAUGGAUAAAGCAAA
Messenger RNA from Branchiostoma floridae (Florida lancelet), 7295 nucleotides. Its product is annotated as insulin-like peptide receptor. The coding region runs from base 472 to 4569 and encodes 1365 amino acids. Lineage: Eukaryota; Metazoa; Chordata; Leptocardii; Amphioxiformes; Branchiostomatidae. Gene Ontology annotation, biological process: glucose homeostasis; positive regulation of MAPK cascade; positive regulation of phosphatidylinositol 3-kinase/protein kinase B signal transduction. The transcript is spliced from 25 exons. The record is from RefSeq and is a predicted model, not a curated record. Gene Ontology annotation, cellular component: axon; insulin receptor complex; membrane. Gene Ontology annotation, molecular function: insulin receptor substrate binding; insulin receptor activity; phosphatidylinositol 3-kinase binding.